Fusarium venenatum is the source of this 1722-nucleotide messenger RNA. RefSeq lists its product as uncharacterized. Lineage: Eukaryota; Fungi; Ascomycota; Sordariomycetes; Hypocreales; Nectriaceae. The record is from RefSeq and is a predicted model, not a curated record.
AUGCCCUGCUUCAAGGGCAUUGCGGUCAGCAUCCAUGCGAAUUCUGCCCCGCUGCCAGAGCAUGGUAUGCAGAAGCAAUCUCGUCUCUCGCGGAUCAGCACCUACAUUCCUGUACCCCAACCUCAGCUCGCAGAGUCAAACAAACCCGAGCCUGCCAAAUUCGCCAUCUCCAUUACGCUCCUUACUCCAGGCCUGCCUAUCCCAUACUCAACCCCCAAGCCCAGUGAUGAGAACCCUUACCCAAAGCCUCAGUUCGUUGGUGGGCUCAACACUGGUGAACGGGGCAAGUCAACUGGUGUGGUCAACCCCUACAUUCCCAUGACCAAUUCCGAGAACGAGACCAUCGCUGCUUAUAUCUACUUUGACGGCCGAGCCAAGGAAGAAGUUGCUACUCUGCUACGACCCGGCGAAGAGACUUGGGUCAACAGCCGUUGGGUUCAGGUCCCAGACUCUGAAGGUGGCGGUCUGGCCGAGCGCGAGUUCUUGUUCCGUGAAGUCGGCCUGGAGCGAUGGCUCAACGGCUUGGAUCUACAAGGACAUGAUGCUGCCGAGAAGCUAGAGAAGCGUCGUCAAAAGUUCGAGAAGCGCCGGCGACGACAAGGGGCUCUUGAGGGAAACGCCAGCGCCGACAUAGAAGAAGGAUCUUCCAGUCGAAGGAGCACACUACGCUACGGCGCUGACGACAAGUCCCCUAUCGAGGCUGUCCUAGAUGAUUCCGAUUCUUGGUCCGAUGACGACGAUGAGCCACCUGAGGCGACUGGUCAAAUCAAAGUGGCCAUGUUCCGUGUCCUUGCCUCAGGCGAAAUUAAAAAGGGCGAGUAUUCACCUCAAUUCGACGCUCACGAUGGCGAUGAAGACGACAUGGGGUCUAAAGAAGGCAACGGCAUCGACGCUGAUGUCGAACACACCACAAGUUUCGCCAAGCCUAAAACGCUUGACCCCAAAACUAUUAGCACCCAAACCGUCACAGGCAUUGACGGCCCAGACAAGCCUUACGCCGUUUUCACCUUCUUCUACCGUGGAGAGCGCCAACUGCAAAAGCUCGGCGUUAUUCAGUCAUCAAAGAACCCACAGACGACACCAAGCUCCGUCAAGCGAAGAUCAGGCCAACUUGACUUCUCUAACCUGGGACCUCUCAAGGCUGGUGGUACCGUUGGCUUCUCUGCCUUCCGCGACCAAGCUAGUGAAGCCUCAAGACGACGCAAGGCCCGAAAGAAGAGUAACGGCAAUAUCGCUGAUGACAGCGACGAUGACGAUGACGACGACGACGCGAACCUGGGCAAGAUGGAAGAAGCCUACGACAAGGACGUAGACACCAAGCUCGCUCCAGAAGAUGCUAAAUUCCAGGGUGAGCUUGCUGACGGUGUGGACCGUAUUCACCUUAAGAGGGCACACUCCGCGGACCCGGAUAGCAUAGCUGCGUCUUCAGCAUCACAGACUACCAAUACUGCCAACUCAUCGGCAGCUAACGCCGGAGGAUCACCUGCAAACAAUAGCUUGCCAAAUGCAGCGAUUUUUGACACCCCUAGCAAGUCUACUUUCCAGAGCCCACUGAAGAAGUACAGGCCUAGCGUUGACUACGGGGCCGAAGGCAUCAACUUUGGAUCAGGCUCUGGCUUGAAGACAGAGCUGGAGUCAACGCCACGUACGGGAUCCGGAUCUGGAACACCUUCCAACGCCGAGGUGCAAAAACCAAAGAUUGACGACGAGGAAGAGCUAUAG